This is a messenger RNA of Adineta steineri, 1464 nucleotides long. Lineage: Eukaryota; Metazoa; Rotifera; Eurotatoria; Adinetida; Adinetidae. The record is from the annotation of a GenBank genome assembly.
AUGAGUGAAUCUGUAUCAAAUUCGACAAGUUACACCAAAACUACGGAUUCUCUUAAGAUCAUUGUUCUAGGCGAUAGUGCUGUUGGUAAAUCAAAAUUACUUGAACGUUUUCUUGUCAAAAACUAUGAGGAUUCACGAUAUUCAACAUAUGCUAUUAAUAUUUUUAAACAUACAACUAAAAUUGAUAAUAAAACAGUAGAAGUUGAAUUUUGGGAUACAGCUGGUCAAGAAAAAUUUGAUAAUCUUCAUCAUUCGUAUUUUCAUCAAGCACAUGCUUGUAUUAUGAUAUUUGAUGCAACAAGAAAAGUAACAUAUAAAAAUUUAGAACGUUGGUAUACUGAAUUACGUGAUAUACGUCCACAUAUUCCAUGUUUAUGUGCUGUCAAUAAAAUUGAUUCGGCUAUGGAAGUAACAAAAAAAUCAUUUUCAUUUCCAAAAAAACAUGAUAUGCCAUUAUAUUUUGUAUCGGCUGCUGAUGGCACUAAUGUAGUUCGACUUUUUCGUGAUGCUAUACGUCUUGCAAAUGCGUAUCGAUCGGGUGAUACAGGUGAUUUUAUUGAUCAAAUUAUGCGAGAACUGGAAGAUCAACGAAUAUAUGAUGAUAUUUCACAAACAGUCGAUUUACCAUCACAUCAUUAUGAAAAUCAUCAUAGUGAUAAAUCUUUUUCAUCAGAUAAUAGUUCAAAUAUGAUACUUAAUUCAUCAAAAUCAUCUACAUCAACUUGUUUUGGUACUCGUCGUAGUUUCUCCAAUUGUUUUGUUAAUCGUGAUAAGGAACGUUAUGAAAAAAAAUAUAAAUUUUGGUUAAAUUUACUUCUAGCAGAAGAAUGGAAUUAUUUUUAUUUAUUAAAAGAUAAAUCUCAGCCAUAUGAUGAACAGGAAAAACAUAUUAAACGUAUAAAUUCAACAUCAAAAUUUUCAUCUAUACUUGUUAUUUAUUUAAAUUCUUUUAUACCAUUGAAAACAUCAUCAUCAUUUAAUCGUACAAUAUGUGUAAAUCAUUAUGAACGUCUUUAUUGUCUUUUUAAUUCACUACUUGAAGUUAUUAAUUUUGAGAAUGAAUAUGAUUUAUGUUCAAAUAUAAUUCAACGAAUAAAUUAUUUAAUGAAUAAAAUCAAAGAACAACAACAUGAAAAAAUAUUCAUUCAAUUUCCAUCUUAUAUUCAACGUACACUAAUUCUUUCAUCGAUUGAUAAUUAUCAAAUUCUUAAUAUUAUGUCAAAAGAUAAACAAACACUAAUAGAACGAAUACAACUUCAUUUAAUAUUAGGUAUUAAUAUACAACAAGAUAAACACUUACUUGUUUUAUCGGUUGAACAACCACAAGGUUCAAAUACUAUUCAUAAUUUUCAUUUUGCACAUGCUGAUAGAUCUAUUAUUAAUGAAUGGUACCAAUUAUUAGACAAUUAUGUUAAACAAGCAAAGCGUGAUUAUAUGAAUAAAUAUCAAGAAUAUCGCAUCUAA